AUAUAGCCAAAAGCCAUUAUUUUUAUUUAAAAGUGUUUGAAACAGAUAAACUUUUCCUUCAAAUCACAUUUGGCAUAAUAAAAGCUAGCAAGAAUAAAAUAACAUGUGGCUCUUGUACAUAUUGACAUAAUUUCAUAUUUAUUUUGUUUAUUUUCACUGACCUUAGAAAAUGUUACUGUUUAAUAUUAUUAUACUAUCGUAUAGAACAACAAAAAUGAUCACCUAAAAUCUAGUAUAAACGUCAACAUGGAUGCUCAGCUGCGGGAAGGUGAAAAGAAACGUAUAGACGUUUCAAAAGUUUCACCAGAGCUAGAUUUUGAUGUUAUUCAACUUGGCCUGUCUGGUGAUGUAAAACUGGUGACAGGAACCUCUUCAUCUCCAAGGAUACUGCCUACCAACACACUCCCACUUGGCCUUCCUCCUGUCUAUCCUGAUCUAAAAAGUGAAAUUGAAGAAUUCUUAAUUUCGCCACAGGAUAUUCCUAUUCAUGCAUUUCAGACAGCACAGCAAUACUGGCAGCGUGAAAAAGAUUUAGAAAGUUUGAUGGAUACUAACCUUUCUCCAUGCCCAAGUGAACUAGCAAUGGAACGUGAUCCGAAAACAGGCAAACUUCAAAGUCACCAUGAGGUAUUCAAAGGAGAAGUUGGACUUAAUGCACAAAAUUCCAUGUCAUUGAAGCGUAAACCUGGAGCUUUUACAGAUUCUGUAAAAGGAGAAUCUUCCAACUGCCCUUUCUGGCCAGGUGGAAUGGACUUGCCAACUCUGGAGAAGUUUACCAAAUCAAAUAUCAAGGAUGAUGUUUUAGAAUUAUCCAAAGAUAAGUUACUAAUCCGUCCUCCUGGUUUUGAUUUUGAUGUUACAUUGAAUAAUGAAAUUUAUUCAUUGCCUGGGUUAUCAUCGGGUUCUGACAAGCAAACUAUUAGUAUUACCGAUAUUCUGUCAGUUGACAUGGAUUUAGCAGCAUUGUACAUUGAUGUCUCCGAAAAAGACAUUGCUGUCACUCAACAAGAAAGUCCUGUAGAUGUUACUUUCUCAGUAAAAGAAGAAAUUCCAGACCAGAUAUUGCAGGUGAAUGAGCCAGAGGGUUCAUUAAAACCUAAAGCAAACGAGAAGAAACAAUGGGCUAUUCUGGACAAUUCAGAUGUGAAAGAUUUUCAUCGUCAAGUUCCUGAUAUGGCCUUCAAGUAUCCUUUUGAAUUGGAUAGCUUUCAAAAACGAGCUAUUCUCCAUCUUGAAAGACAUGAAAAUGUUCUUGUUGCUGCCCACACUUCUGCUGGGAAAACUGUUGUUGCAGAAUAUUCUAUUGCUUUGGCGCAAAAGCACAUGAGAAGGGCUAUUUAUACUUCCCCUAUUAAAGCUCUUUCUAAUCAAAAGUUCCGAGAUUUUAAAAAUACUUUCCCUGAAGUUGGCUUAUUAACUGGUGAUGUGCAGAUCAAACCUGAAUCAUCUUGCCUAAUCAUGACAACUGAAAUAUUACGAUCGAUGUUAUACAAUGGUUCAGAUGUUAUUCGUGAUGUAGAAUGGGUCAUAUUCGAUGAAAUUCAUUAUAUAAAUGAUAUUGAUAGAGGUGUCGUUUGGGAAGAGGUUUUGAUCAUGCUUCCCUCCCACGUGGGAAUUAUUUUAUUGUCAGCAACAGUUCCAAACACACUGGAGUUUGCAUCGUGGAUUGGAAAAACAAAAAAGAAGGAAGUAUACGUAGUGCAGACAAAGAAACGCCCCGUUCCUUUAGAGCAUUACUUGUACACCGGUAACAGCAACAAAACAUCAAAUGAGCUCUUUUGCAUCUUGGAUCAAAAAGGGAAAUUUAUUAUUGAAGGCUACAGAGCAGCUGUCCAAGCCAAAAAGGAACGAGCAAGUAAGGCUGAUGAGAAUUAUGGACCAAAAGGUAUUCGACAAGGAAAUCCUAAAUUGGACCGUAAUAUUUGGUUGUCUGUUGUUCAAAUGUUAAAAAAGAAGGACCAGUUGCCAGUAGUUGCUUUUACACUGUCGAAAAAGAAAUGUGAUGCAAAUGCUGACAUGGUCAAAAGUAUAGAUCUUGUAUCGUCAACAGAACGAAGUCAUAUAACAAUGUUCUUCAAUAAAUCUAUAUCAAAAUUGAAGGGAGAUGAUCAAUCAUUACCCCAGGUAUUGUGGAUGAAAGAACUGUUGAAGAAUGGAAUCGGAGUUCAUCACAGUGGUGUAUUACCUAUUCUUAAAGAAGUUGUUGAGAUGUUGUUUCAAAAAAGUCUUCUAAAGAUUUUAUUUGCCACAGAAACUUUCGCCAUAGGCGUUAACAUGCCCGCCCGAACUGUUGUAUUUGACUCAACACGGAAAUUCGAUGGUAACAAAUUUCGUGAGCUCCUCUCAAGUGAAUACAUUCAGAUGGCUGGUCGUGCAGGCCGACGCGGUCUAGAUAGUACUGGCAUGGUGAUCAUGCUAUGCAAAGGAGAUGUUCCUGAAACUUCAGAUUUGCAUAAAAUGUUGCUAGGCACACCCACCAAACUGGUCUCGAGAUUUCGUCUUACUUACUACAUGAUAUUAAACUUACUGCGAGUGAAACAGCUCACAGUACAGGACAUGAUGAAACGAAGUUUUGCAGAGUUCUACCUUCAGAAGGAUGCACCUGAAAACGAGAAAAAAUUGGAAGAGUUGCGACUACAAACGAAACAUUUGCAAGAGCCGAACUGUGCGCUGUGUUCAAUUGACCUCAAAAAGUACUAUUUGACGUGGGCAGAAAUUUUUCAACUCAAAAAAAUUGUGAAGUCCGCCAUCUUUUCUUCACCAUAUGGCAUUAAAUGCAUGACGCCAGGGCGUGUUGUGGUUGUGUCGAAUGGAAAACAUCGCAACGCUUUGGGUGUUGUCUUAAUGGAUGGAGGUCUGGAAAGCAAGUUCUCUUCGUCUUCUUCUGUUAAAGAACCUCUUCAGAGAGUUUACACUGUGUUAAUUCUUUGUAAUAAAGAUCAUGAACAGGAGACAGUCGUAACGACUGGCGAAAAAAGUCAUAAAGAAAUGUUUUUAUCAAAUAAAUUAUUUCUACCUCAAGAGCAAAGUGGACAAAUUGUAGAAGAGAUUGCAGUUGCAGAUAUUGAAAGUAUUAUUAACAGGUUAUUGAAAAUCGACUUUGCAAAAAUUAUAGACAAUCAUAAAAAAAGGCUCAUACCAAGAUUCAAGAAUGAUCCGCCGUCUCAGUCUACCAUUAUGGCUGGUCAAGAUUUACUGAACUUGGCCCAAGAAUUUCAGACCUCUAUACCUUUAAUAAAUCCAGUGAAAGACUUAAAUUUAAAUAACAUAGAUUUUAUAGAAAAUUUAAAACGUUUGGAAAAGUUAGAAUCAAAUAUGCUCACGUAUUCGUGUUUGGAAUGUACCAGUUUUUCGGAGCAUUUCAACUUAAUGCGUGCUAACAUGAAAGUUCGCGAGGAUGUGUCACAAUUAGAAUUGCGUUUAUCAGACGAAAGUCUGGAACUGAUAGAAGAAUAUAACCAGAGGAUCGAGGUAUUAAAAGAAUUGAAUUACGUCGACAAGGAUAAAAACCUUCAACACAAAGGUCGUGUCGCGUUUGAAGUGAGCACUGAAGGAAUGAUGAUCACAGAACUUCUUAUCAACAACAUUCUAACGGAACUUCAUCCUGAAGAAAUUGUAGCUGUUUUGUCCUGCUUUGUCUUCGAACAGAAAAAUGCUUCACCGCCUACUUUGAACGACAACUUGCAAAAGGUGGUUAAUUUAGUAAAGGAAACUGCAAAGCGAGUCGCAAUAUGCCAGAAACAAUGUGGUUUAGAUGUCACCGUGGAGGAGUGUGUAGGAGAGCUACAUUUUGGUUUAGUGGAAGUGAUUUAUGAGUGGGCUCGGGGAAUGUCUUUUAAAGAAGUGAUGAACUUGACUGAUGUAUCCGAAGGUAAUAUUGUUCGAUGCAUCCAAAGACUUGACGAAACACUUCGCGACGUUCGUAAAGCUGCGCAUGUUAUUGGUGUGGAAACACUUUGUGAUAAAAUGGAAAAGGGAAUGAGUUUGAUCAGGCGUGAUAUCGUUUUUGCUGCCAGUUUAUACACCACGUGACAACUUUAAAUUACUUUUAUUUUUACAUUUUGCACAGCAAAAUCAGUUGCACGUGCAUUGGGUUUUCGCGCAAGCAAUUCUAGUUGGUGUUUUUUCCUGUUUUUAAAUCAAUGAAUGGGCUUUAUUUUAUUUAUUUUAAUUUUAAAAAUCGCUGUUUAUCGCGCCUUCUUUUUGGCGCCCCAAACCUAUUAGUAUAAUACUGCGCACAAAUUGUAACAUCAAUCUACAUUUUGUAUUAAUUUUUUUGUUUAUGGAAACCAGGCCUUA
Hydractinia symbiolongicarpus is the source of this 4299-nucleotide messenger RNA. RefSeq names its product SKI2 subunit of superkiller complex protein-like. The record is from RefSeq and is a predicted model, not a curated record. NCBI's taxonomy places the organism in Eukaryota, Metazoa, Cnidaria, Hydrozoa, Anthoathecata, Hydractiniidae. The transcript is spliced from 25 exons. Gene Ontology annotation, biological process: nuclear-transcribed mRNA catabolic process, 3'-5' exonucleolytic nonsense-mediated decay. Gene Ontology annotation, cellular component: Ski complex. Gene Ontology annotation, molecular function: ATP binding; RNA binding; RNA helicase activity. Bases 247 to 4032 code for a protein of 1261 amino acids.